GCCUCUUUAGAAUGUAGAGUAUAAAAGUAGAAAACCAUUUUUCGUAUUUCUCCCAACAAAAACUCCCCCCUCCUACUUCUCUCUUGUCUGAGCAAUGGCACCACUACGACGGAGCAAAAGGCUGAAGGCGAAGGCGACGUCGACGUCGGAGGUUGAUCGUUUCUACACUCGCGAGAAGAAGCCCCGUGACCGUGAACCCCCCUCACGAUUGCCUUCUGCUGCUGAUAGGGAUUUAGAUUUACAAUUAGUGAUGUCUGGUAUCCUUUCUGAUGAUAGCAAGUUGCAGCUUGAUUCUACUACGCAAUUGCUAAAUUUAGUUUCUGUUGAAGACAACCCUAACCCUAUGAUUGAUCAAGUUGUACAACUAGGAGCUGUUCCUAGAUUUGUUGAAUUCCUCAAGAGGGAUGAUUAUCCACAACUUCAGUUUAAAGCAAUACUCGUUCUAAAGAAUAUUGCUGCUGCCAACACUCAAGUGGUGAUCAACUCUGGGGCGGUCCCUGUUUUUGUGAAACUGCUGGAAUCAUCUUCUCAUGAUCUUCAAACCUGUGAGCAGGUCGCGUGGUCUUUAGGAAAUAUUGCUGGUGAAUCAUUUAGCUGUUGUGAUGUUGUCCUUAAUUGUGGAGCCUUGCGUCCUCUUCUUGUUAAAACAUGCUAUUAUCAUAAUGCAUAG
Salvia miltiorrhiza (redroot sage) is the source of this 670-nucleotide messenger RNA. Its product is annotated as importin subunit alpha-1a-like. The record is from RefSeq and is a predicted model, not a curated record. NCBI's taxonomy places the organism in Eukaryota, Viridiplantae, Streptophyta, Magnoliopsida, Lamiales, Lamiaceae. The coding region runs from base 95 to 670 and encodes 191 amino acids. Gene Ontology annotation, biological process: NLS-bearing protein import into nucleus. The transcript has 5 exons. Gene Ontology annotation, cellular component: nucleus. Gene Ontology annotation, molecular function: nuclear import signal receptor activity; protein binding.